AUGGCGAUAGUUCCGCCCCCGAUCCCUACGUUUGCAGAGGAUACAAACCAGCUCAGUCAAGAAUACGGGUCGUUCCUUCACCGUGUCACGGUUGAUGAUUCCGACGCGAACCGACUUUAUAUCAAAACCAAGGAAAAUGUUACUCUUACGGUUGAAUUUUCUUCUAAAGGCUGGAAGGUUUGCAAAGUAGAGCCUGAUGAUGCGCCGCUCCAAGUUAAAGCCCUCGAAAACGAGAUAUACGAAAUGCCUGAAGGGUUUCUUAUGGCCGCCAGUGAUGAAUUCAAACGGUUAUGGCACGAAUCAUUAGUCAUGAAGCUAUCUAAUCUUACUAGAUUUGGUAGUGACGACGGGGAGGAAGAAAACAAAGCAUUACAUACUUGUAUUUGA
Orbilia oligospora ATCC 24927 is the source of this 387-nucleotide messenger RNA. RefSeq lists its product as uncharacterized. NCBI's taxonomy places the organism in Eukaryota, Fungi, Ascomycota, Orbiliomycetes, Orbiliales, Orbiliaceae. The coding region runs from base 1 to 387 and encodes 128 amino acids. The transcript is spliced from 2 exons. The record is from RefSeq and is a predicted model, not a curated record.